Molecule: messenger RNA, 1218 nt
Organism: Recurvomyces mirabilis
Lineage: Eukaryota; Fungi; Ascomycota; Dothideomycetes; Mycosphaerellales; Teratosphaeriaceae
Exons: 2
Coding region: 1-1218 (405 amino acids)
Biological process (GO): carbohydrate transport; transmembrane transport
Cellular component (GO): membrane
Molecular function (GO): carbohydrate:proton symporter activity
Source: RefSeq, a predicted model, not a curated record
AUGUUCAUCGCGUUUCGCUUUGUGACUGGAUGGGGCGCAUUCCAAUCGCUCGCAAGUGUGCCGCUUUGGGUGGGCGAAAUUGUUCCCCCAAGGAACCGUGGGAGGCUCGUUGACAUUCACGCGGUCCUCUUGAAAUUUGGCUACACCCUUGCUGGGUAUGUUGGGGUUGGGUUCUAUUCCUACUCCGGAAAUGAGCAUUGGAGGGCUGCACUGAGUUUUGUGAUGCUAUUCCCAGCGAUCCUCCUUGCAGGAAUCCACUGGAUGCCCGAAUCACCACGCUAUCUCCUUUCGAAGGGCCGCGUCGAAGAGGCAUGGGCGGUGGUCAAGCGACUUCGAUCCGACCCUCAGGAUUCCUCUGAUGAGUACGCCGAGCGCGAAUUUUACCAGAUGCCGAAGCAAAUUGAACUGGAUGCUACUUUGAAAGCGAGCUAUCUCGACACUUUCCGACGGCCAUCCUACCGGAAGCCAGCGCUCAUAACCAUAUACUUGUUUUUCUCGCUGGUAAGCUCAGGAGUGCUUGUAAUCAACAGUCCGUAUUCAGUUGGAGUCGUUACAUGUGUCCUAUUAACCAAACCUAGGUUAUGGCGCUCUGCUGUACUCCGAGCUGCGUUACGACGCUACAGGGGUCUUGCUGCUCCCGGCAGGCUAGACACUUACUGGACUUGUCAUAAACGCAGUGGCUAUAAUAUUUGUGACAAGUUGCCCCGACCAUAUCUAACAUCCCUGGGCUUUGUUCUUUGUACAUUGACACUCAUCGUCGAUGUCGCGUUGCAGAAGAACUUCCUGUAUACCAAAUAUCCGGGAGGACUAAGCGCCGCCGUCGCGAUGCUCUUCUUGUUCUUUAUCUUCAACUCCCUCACUCUUGAUGGCACCUCGUACUUCUAUAUCGGCGAGUUGUGGCCAUCACAUUUGCGAGCGCAAGGCUUUACUUUGGCACUUGUCACCCUUUGUGUGAUCAAUCUCGCCUGGGUCGAGGCCGCCCCGUACGCAUUCGCUGCUAUCGGCUGGAAAUACUACAUUUCCUUCAUCGUCCUCUCAGCUCUGGCUGCUGUGGUCUCAUUCCUCACUUUUCCGGAUACGCUACACAAACCUCUCGAGGAAAUUGCACUGCUGUUCGGGGACAGCGACCAAGUAGUUGUGGAUCAGAGACAGCUGGCUGGCGCUUAUCUGUCGCGCGACAUUUUGAAUGCAGAGGACACUGAGAUAGAGAAGAUUUGA